AAGGUUGUUUUGGCCGGAAGUCGCCUGAUACCGGUGAAGUGGAUCGAGUCCACCGCCCAGUCCGACAGAAAACAUCAAACUAACAGGAAAGAAACACAUAUAAAGUCUGUCAGUGAAGUUAAAGUGAGCGGUGUAUCCGUGGAGAAGUUUCCCACUCCGUUUAAAAACUGUUCAAAGGGUUUAAAGCGACAUUUGACGGCAGUUUACAGCGAACGUUAGCUAACUAUGUGUAGUUAACUCCCUGAUUAGCCUGAGAAGCUAACCCGAGCUAACAGGAUUAGCUCUGCGGGCUCAACGAGCACACGUCGGUUAUUUAAAUGUCUGUGAAGCGGAGCACCUGGUCGAGCCAACCUGGAGAGCGGUAAAGGAUGCUCCAGGGGCCGUACGGCAGCCUGGACCGGGACCGGCCCCUCAUCCGGCUCCCUUUCACCAGCUUCGCUGUGGGGACGGUGCUGCUCCCUCUGACCGGCCUCAUCGCCUGCCUCUUCAUCUCACUCGUGUACCACUUCGAGGACGCAACAUUCACACACUGCCAUGUUUCAAACUACCUCCCGUCCAUCAGCGCCGCCAUCAGCCGCGUGCCGGAGCGUUACAUCUGGCGCUGCUGCAUUGGCUUACACUCCGCGCCGCGCUACCUGGUUUCCAUCGCCUACUUUAACUUCUACUGGGGUCGCUUCACCAACAGGCUGCCGGAGCUGGUGCUGAGCGGUCUGGCUCUCCUCUGCAGCCUCGCCGAAAACACCGGCCUGCUGCUGCUCACAUACGUGUCGUCCACCGAAACCUACAAUCUUCAUAAGAACGGUUUCAUCGUGUUCAUAGGGAGCUCGCUGCUGCACAUGCUCAUUACCUGCAGACUGUGGCAGGUGAUCAGGAGACACUACGUGAACCCAGAGGAAAUGACAUCAUAUCGUUGGAAGGUGCGUCUCUUCCUGUUUAACGUCAGCUGUUGUCUGGCUGCUGCUUAUUUCUUCAGACGGCACAACAAAUACUGUGAGGCAGGAGUCUACACCCUGUUCGCCUUCUUCGAAUACCUGGUGGUCUUCUCCAACAUGGCCUUCCACAUGACUGCCUUCUGGGACUUUGGGAGCAAAGAGGUGAUGGUGGCGACGCCUCCUGAGGACAAACGAUACUGAGCAGCAGCUUCACCUGUUGACCCUUUAAAAAGGUGAAAAGAGGCCAGGAGACUGGUUCCAACUCUGUGCACACAUGAAGGCCUCAUGCAGCCUCGUUCACAUUACAUGAGAACUGAUACUGAAGCCUGAUGAUCAUUCCAACAACACCUGAUCUGAGACCUGCUCGUCAUGUUUGGACCGACGGCCUCGUCAGAGAGUUUACAUGUAGAAAUGUACCGAUAAUUAGUGCCGAACCGAUAGCAGUGCAUUAAAAAAUAUAUAUUAUUAUUAUUUUGUAUAGUAUUAAGCUGCUGGGAAGUAGCAGGACCAUGUUUCCAAAGAAUAUAUUAUUUGGCAUCAGAUCGGUGCAAAGACUGAUUUUAAGUGUCAGAGGCAUUUCUAAAAGUGGUAUCUGUUUUAGAACAACCCAAAAAAUAGUUUUUAAACUCGGUUUCAGCAGAGAUGGAGCAACAUGUUCCACCCAUACGUGUUGAGAACAAGUUUGUCUCCAAAAAGCUUUUAAAGAAUAAAUAUGUCUCAAAAACAUU
Molecule: messenger RNA, 1660 nt
Organism: Acanthopagrus latus (yellowfin seabream)
Lineage: Eukaryota; Metazoa; Chordata; Actinopteri; Spariformes; Sparidae
Gene: pgap2
Product: post-GPI attachment to proteins 2
Exons: 6
Coding region: 369-1133 (254 amino acids)
Biological process (GO): GPI anchor biosynthetic process
Cellular component (GO): endoplasmic reticulum membrane; Golgi membrane
Source: RefSeq, a predicted model, not a curated record